This is a messenger RNA of Trichoplusia ni (cabbage looper), 2154 nucleotides long. It is a transcript of the gene TAR2, whose product is annotated as octopamine receptor 1-like. The transcript has 5 exons. Lineage: Eukaryota; Metazoa; Arthropoda; Insecta; Lepidoptera; Noctuidae. Gene Ontology annotation, biological process: adenylate cyclase-activating adrenergic receptor signaling pathway. The record is from RefSeq and is a predicted model, not a curated record. Bases 216 to 1598 code for a protein of 460 amino acids. Gene Ontology annotation, cellular component: membrane. Gene Ontology annotation, molecular function: G protein-coupled receptor activity.
AAUAAGAAAAUAGAAUUGAUUUGAAUGUUGAAUUGUUUUUUUUUCUGAAUAGUGCUGCAUAAAGUUUGUGAUUAGAAAUUGUAUUGUCUGUGGGUUAAAAGUUGUGAAAGUUUAGUUAAACUAUUUAGUUAAAUCGAACAGUUAGGUGAGUUUAAUUGUGAUUGAUAAAGAAAAUGACUUCAUCAGAAAAAUUCCAAAAACACCAGCGGUCGUAGAUGAUCUCUCCACCAGAAGUGGAACACCAAAAAUGGAACUCAACAACCGAAACCCAAACAGAAAUCAUUAUAGAAAACGUCAAAGAAGAAAAAUACAACUUCUCAAACAACUUCUACAACGUCAUAAACAGAAUAGAAGAGAAAAUAGAAGAAUGUGGAAAUUUGACUUUGAAUGGGACAUUAAAAGACUGUGAGGAGAAACCUUACGAUAGUUUUGAAAUAAGUGUCGUUAUUAUACUGUGUCUGUUAAUUGUAGUGACUGUUAUUGGUAACACGUUGAUCAUAUCUGCUGUUGUGACUACGAAACGUUUGAGGACAGUGACGAACUGUUUUGUGACAAGUUUGGCUGCUGCUGAUCUGUUGGUUGGAAUCUUUGUGAUGCCUCCUGCGAUAGCUGUUCAUAUUAGUGGUAAAUGGGAGCUGGGCUGGAUUCUCUGCGACAUCUGGAUCAGCCUGGACAUUCUCCUCUGUACAGCAUCCAUCCUCUCUCUCUGCGCCAUCAGCGUAGACCGUUAUCUCGCUGUCACCCGGCCGCUAACAUACUCCAGGCGGAGAAGAUCAAAGAAGCUUGCCUUGACAAUGAUAUUCUUUGUCUGGAUCGCCGCCGGGGCGAUUACUUGUCCUCCUAUGUUUGGGUGGUACGAACCCGACCACAAUCAGAACGGGAACUGUAGGUACAAUCAGAACCCUGGCUACGUGGUGUUCUCAGCCAUGGGCUCCUUCUUCCUGCCGAUGGCGGUGAUGGUGUAUGUAUACGCCAGGAUAUCAUGCGUCGUGGCGAGACGUCACCAGCAGCUGGCUAGCAGCACUAAGUGUAAUAAGAAAGGAAAAUUAUCCUGUAUUCGGACGGAAUCAGAAUCGGGAUCAGACAAGCUUUCUCUGCGGCAGUCAGCAUCAAAACAGACUUCAAAGAACUCAACGCAACACAGCGACUGUUCUUCUCAAGACCACAAAUGCCCUUGCUGCUUCAGGCCAGAGAAGAAGAAGAAAUACAGAAGCAAAGAGAAGGAGUCCAGAUUCUACAACGAAGUCACUUUUAAAGCUAAUUUUAAGUAUAAGAAUACUACACGUAGAACGCAUUCUAUUAAAGAGCAUGUAGAAAAUAAUAGAGUUUCCUCUUUAAGAAGGGAAACUAAAACAGCGCAGACGUUAAGUCUGGUCGUGGGUGGUUUCGUCGCUUGCUGGCUUCCAUUCUUCCUUUACUACCUUCUAACCCCAUUUAUACCAAGCAAUUACGUCAACCCAGUCCUAAUGUACAUACUCACAUGGCUUGGGUGGUUCAAUUCAGCGAUAAACCCGUUCAUAUACGCUUUUUACUCGCCCGAUUUUAGACUAGCAUUUUGGAGACUUACGAUAAGAAAAUGUAAGAAAAAUAAACGUUAAGAGUAAGUUAUUUGAGUCAAUAAGUACUUAUGUAGUUUAUAUUACCGAAUAAACGUGUCAGCUGGUAUAAAAAGGUCUGGAACCUCAAAAGCACUGGUUGCCGACAUUUGAAACUGAACCUUACUCCAACAGCUGAAGGUUGGUAUUUGAGUAAAGUUACAGAUCGUAUGUAUACAUGGUGAUACAAUUUUGUAGAUGAUAGUAAACAUGUUUCAAUACCGUAUUUGCAUCCCGAUUUGAUCCGAUUUGACGUGCUUGGCUGUAUUUUGAAUACGUCGAAAUGGGCAAGUGGAUUUUUACCCGAUUUCUAUGAACAGAUUUCUUUUUUUGUUUCUUAUAUUCGCAAUAAAACGCAGACAGUUACUGUUACAUGAAAUUUUAUUUGCUUUGCUACGAGUGCACAUUGUGUCUUUCGUUUAGUGAAGAACAUAAAAGUCGGGAGUUGGUAUUCAUCCUGGGACAUGAGAAGGAGAUAUUUUUAUUCAUAAAUUUAAAUAUUUUGUAUCAGGCAAUCAACGAAAUUGGCUGGAUUGCAUAUGAGAUGAAAAUAGAAAAC